GAUUUCUCUUACGAUGAAUCCAAAGUGGAAUUCAACGUCGAUGCGCCCAACGGAGUAGUGAUGGAAGGGUACCUCUUCAAGAGAGCCAGCAAUGCGUUCAAGACCUGGAAUCGGAGGUGGUUCUCCAUACAAAAUAGCCAGCUGGUGUACCAGAAGAAGCUAAAGGAUGUACUCACAGUGGUGGUGGAAGACCUCCGACUCUGCACAGUCAAGCCUUGCGAGGACAUAGAACGGAGGUUUUGCUUUGAAGUGGUCUCUCCCACCAAGAGCUGCAUGUUACAAGCCGAUUCAGAGAAACUCCGCCAAGCGUGGAUCCAGGCUGUCCAAGCGAGUAUAGCUUCUGCUUAUCGGGAAAGCCCAGAUAGCUGCUACAUUGAAAAAUUGGAUCGAACAGCUUCCCCUUCGACCAGCAGUAUCGAUUCCGCCUCCGAUUCCCGGGACCGAAGUGGGAAAGGGGAAACGAUCCUGCAGAGGGUGCAGAGUAUCUCGGGCAACGACCAGUGUUGUGACUGCGGGCAGGCCGAUCCCCGGUGGGCGAGCAUCAACUUGGGCAUCUUACUAUGCAUUGAAUGUUCAGGGAUACACAGGAGCUUGGGAGUUCACUGCUCUAAAGUGCGGUCGCUGACGUUGGAUUCCUGGGAGCCAGAAUUAUUGAAGCCGCCACUUUGGAAAGGAAGUUCCGGCGAGAUUCUCUCUUUUGUCCUGACGAACUGGAUUCCCUCUUUUCAUACUUCGACACAGGAGCUGGUCCACGGGGUGGGAACCAGGCGUCGACUCAACAGCCGGUGGGAGCCGGCCCGUGGAGCGAGACCAGCAAUGGCCCCGGAGGCAGCGGGUCACCCUUUCUCCUGGAUGGAGGUCUAAGCAGCGACAGUGGACUGGGUGGUAGCACUGAUGGGAGCACAGACGUCUUGGUGUUUGGCUCGGUGGUUGAUAGUGUCACAGAAGAAGAGUGCGAAGUGUCGGAAGACUCCAGCGGGGAAGUUGAAAUCGAGCAGGAGGCUUCCGAUUUGGAAGACUUGAGGGAGCUGCAUCCUGGUUUGCUGGUUUACAAGGCUUCGAGGGCCAGGAACCUGCCGGUCAUGGCGGAGGCCCUGGCCCACGGCGCCAACGUCAACUGGGUGAAUGAAGAGGACGAGAACAAAACCCCGCUGAUCCAGGCUGUCAUGGGGGGCUCACUAAUAGCUUGUGAAUUUUUGCUCCAGAAUGGGGCAGACGUUAACCAAAGAGAUAUCCGGGGGAGGGCACCUCUGCAUCACGCCACAUAUUUGGGCCACACUGGCCAGGUCUGCUUAUUCCUAAAGAGAGGAGCCAACCAGCACGCAGUGGACGAGGACGGGCAGGACCCCCUCAGCAUCGCUGUCCAGGCCGCGAACGCGGACAUCGUGACCUUGCUGCGUCUGGCUCGGAUGAACGAAGAGAUGCGUGAAGCCGAGGGUCCCUUUGGGCAUCCAGGAGAUGCCACAUACCUCGACAUCUUCCGGGACUUUUCGCACAUGGCAUCCAACAAUCCUGAAAAACUCAACCGCCGUAGCCUUCAUUUCCAUCCUUCUUACCGAUAGCUUUCGCCUCCGGCGUCGACUUCUGGAUGGCUGCCUCAAAGGAGUGACUGAGAGACGAGGGGUCCUGUGUGACGAAACACACAAACACACGGAGGGGCAACUUGUGAAGAGCUGGGGCGAGAUCCGAGAUGCGAUGUCUCUACCCAUCGUCCAAAAUGGAUACCACUUGCGACGCGCCUCCCGCAAGGAGUUGUUUUUUCUCCCCCCCCCCCCCGCCGUUCCCUAGAUUUUCAGAACAAUACGGCGCAUCUUUGCAAAUACAUCUGCCAGAAUGAUUAGCCACAUAGUGGUUAACACAUUCUAUUGUGUUCCUUCUUGCUGGCCAGGGAGUUCUUCGCUAGCUGCUGGCAGCUGGUUCCCAGUUGCAAACAUAAGACAAACAAGGUUGCUUGUAUUCCCAUCUAUUACUACCCUGUUUCCCCACAAAAUAAGACCUCCCUGGAUAAUAAGCCCAAUUGGGCUUUUGAGCUCCCCUGAAAAUAAGCCCUCCCCCAAAAUAUUUAAACACAUGCGCAGCUGGUCCCCACAAUUUGGGGAGGGGCAAGGGGGGAACAUGCCCCACGUGUCACCCAUGCACCUGCCAUCCACAUGGAAUGGCCUCGCGGAAGCUGCUCCUGCAAAUCCUAGUUACCACGUCCCUUCUCUUAGUGGCGGCCUCAACAAGAGCGGCAGGCCCAGUGAUGCUAUGGCUGGCAAGAGUGGGCCAGAAACAGAGACAGGGC
Molecule: messenger RNA, 2284 nt
Organism: Thamnophis sirtalis
Lineage: Eukaryota; Metazoa; Chordata; Lepidosauria; Squamata; Natricidae
Source: RefSeq, a predicted model, not a curated record